AUGGAGGACGAUGGGAUGAUUUUGAACCUGGUCUGGAACGGCGAGGAUAGGGAGACCGAUGACGACGCGCAAGAGGCACCACCAGCUGUCAUGAAAGGCCACGGCAGGAAAAGGGUCUCAGUUAUACCUGGGGAUGAAGAAUUGCCACCAGCAAAGAAGUCCAAGGUGGACAAACGCGCUGGGAAGAGGUCAGGCAAGGAACGCAGAGUGCCAAGAGGCAUGGUGACGGAUGCCAUCAAUGGCCCAGGCGACCUUGGGGAUGCUGUGGGGAAUGGUGUGGCUUAUGAGGGCUUGGGCAAACAGGAGAAGCCCAUGGCAAGGGCACAGGUGGCAGGGAGGAGAGAAAGAGCUGCAAAAGGGGCCACAGUAGGCGCAGAGGGGGCAAGAGAAUUUGUCAACCGCCAUGUGGUUCAGCCGGAGGAGGCUGCUGAUGUUGCAAGCGCUGUUGCACAGAUGCUGGCUCUUGACAAGAAAUACGUUGGCGAUGAGUACUUCACCAGUGAAAAGAAGUGCAAACUAAAGGCUGUCAAGAAAGGGCAAACAUCAAAGGGGGAAGGUGGUCCGCGCCGAAAGUCAGCUGCAGAAAGGUUUGCAGGAUGGGAGCACAGGCCCUGUAAAGAGGCUGCCAAAGAUUGGGGGGACUUGGGGCUGGCCGACUCACUGUCCUGCCACCUCAAGGCUUGCGGAUUCAAAGCGCCCCAAAAACUGCAAUCGGCUGCCAUCCCUGCUGUCCUAUCUGGCCGCGACGUGCUGAUGGCGGCAGGCCCCGGCGCCGGGAAGACACUGGCGUAUCUUGCUCCGAUAGUGCAUGAUCUGCAGGCCCAGGAGCCCCGCAUAUCGCGAGGGGAGGGCACACACGCCGUUGUGCUGUGCCCCUCACGCGAGGCAUGCAGCGCUGUUGGGGAUGUUCUGGCAGUGCUCCUGAAGCGCUAUCACUGGCUCACUGGGGGUCACUUCACUGGGACAGACAACCGCGGGCAUGAGAAGGCGCGGUUGAGGAAGGGAACCACUGUUGUGGUUGCCACUGUGUCGAGACUUCUGGACCACAUGGAGAACACCGCGGCGUUCCGCGUCAACGAGCUCCGCUGGCUGGUGAUCGACCAGUGCGGCCGGCAGCUUGACAGCCGGCUGGACGCCAAGGUCCGGAUCGCGCAGCGCCGCCUGCAGGAAGGCCUCGAGAGCGCCGGCAAUCCGCGCCAGCGCAUGGUCGUCGCCACCGGGUGGCUGCACCAGAAGCUGCCCAGAUUCGUGUCCUGGGCGCUGCAGAGCCCGAUCUGCGUGGGAGUCAGGCCCGAGGCGCGGGAGGGAGAAAGGUGCGUGUUCCUUGAGGCCGAGGGGGGAAUGGGGAUUGUGGUGGACGACGGUCCCGCGGCUGGAAAAUCGGGGAUGGCAGGCAUGUCGAGGAAGGCGAGAAGGCAGAUUGGGAUGAGCGGCGCGUCGAAAGUCUGGGGGGAGAGGGGAGGCGGGCAGAGGGGAAGGGGGGCGGGAAAGGGGUGGGCGGGGAGGUAG
Ostreobium quekettii is the source of this 1509-nucleotide messenger RNA. Lineage: Eukaryota; Viridiplantae; Chlorophyta; Ulvophyceae; Bryopsidales; Ostreobiaceae. The record is from the annotation of a GenBank genome assembly.